Molecule: messenger RNA, 1309 nt
Organism: Cuscuta epithymum
Lineage: Eukaryota; Viridiplantae; Streptophyta; Magnoliopsida; Solanales; Convolvulaceae
Source: the annotation of a GenBank genome assembly
CUGCCCUUUGUUUGUAUUGCCCGUCCUGAGUAAUAAGCUCAGCAAACAUUGAGCGCCGCCUCACUCUACCGCAACGCCGCCUCUCUCUAACGCAACGCCGCCUCUCUCUAACACUUGUACUCCGGCGUCCUUGUAGCUGCCGGCACCAUCCCCGCCCUAUAUCUACCCUCUUGACACCAGCUAAACACCAUCAAUUUCGCCGGUCAUCUUAGCUAGCCCUGGAAGUAAAAGAACUUUAGUGAAGGUGGAUCACCUUUGUGCUCAAGCAUUGAUUCAAAAACAUUAUAUGUUGAGCUAAUUCAGCUGGAGCAGAUAUGCUGUGGUUUGGGGAAAGCUGAGCAAGUCAUUUAUUCACUCAAAAGAGCCUAGUUCUUGAGUUAUGGCUCUCUACAGAGCUCGAAUGACUUCUUCGCCGCUUUUUCAACUCAUCUCUCGGUCUCUUAGUUACAAAGUAGCAUCUCAAUCAGUUGGGCCUGCUGCAUCUUCAGCAGUCCAAGAAAUGACAAAUCCGACGUUCACAGUUGAUGUGACCUCUCAAAUCGGUGCAAGCAUGCCUCUAAAGAUGAUGCGUAUUGGGACCCUCAUUCACAAUCUUGAGAUGCGACCCGGCCAAGGCCCGAAGCUAGUCCGUGGAUGGGGCACAGUCGCCAAGAUCAUGACUGAGCCCAGGUCUGAAUCGUCCAGGUACUGCGAGAUAAAGCUCCCGUCUGGUGAUAAAAAGAUGAUUGAUGUCAGGUGUUGGGCCACGAUUGGGCGAGCCCCCAAUGCAGAGCAUGCAUCGAAGAAACUUUAUAAGGCGGGACAGAACAGGUGGCGGGGGAUCAGGCCGACGGUCCGUGGUGUGGCGAUGAACCCAGUUGAUCACCCGCACGGUGGUGGGGAAGGCAAGAGUAAGAGUAGUGGUAGUCACGGGAAAGUGUCGCGUACCCCUUGGGGUAAACCCACCAAGUGUGGCUAUAAAACUGGCCGACUUAAGAGGAAGAAUUGAUUUGUUUUCUUUGCUCCCAGUUUUUAUGCUUUUUUAACUUACCCAAUGUCAUACAGUAACUUAAAAGCUUUAGAGAAGGGAGUGGAACUGCAGACUUUUAUAGCUAAAGAAAGUGACUUGGGAAAAGAUGAUCCAGAGUAGCAUGAACUGCAAGCUUUAAACCCUUUCUGCAUUUUAAUAAUGGUUGUUAGGAACCCGUAGUUUGACAUGUUUGUAUAAUUUUUUUUAGAAAAGCAACUAUUCAACUUCUAGCCAGUCUAAUAUGCCAUUCUUGCUUUUGGUGCAUGAUUAAAGAUUUUUGUUGCAUAUUUGAUUCUUCUG